Messenger RNA from Aureobasidium pullulans EXF-150, 417 nucleotides. RefSeq names its product cornichon. Gene Ontology annotation, cellular component: COPII-coated ER to Golgi transport vesicle; endoplasmic reticulum membrane. The record is from RefSeq and is a predicted model, not a curated record. The coding region runs from base 1 to 417 and encodes 138 amino acids. Gene Ontology annotation, biological process: endoplasmic reticulum to Golgi vesicle-mediated transport. Lineage: Eukaryota; Fungi; Ascomycota; Dothideomycetes; Dothideales; Saccotheciaceae. The transcript has 4 exons.
AUGUCCGGAGAAGCCUGGCUAUACCUGAUAGCCGUCCUCAUCAAUGCCGUCAACCUCUUCCUUCAAGUCUUCUUCACCAUCAUGUACAGCGAUCUGGAAUGCGACUACAUCAAUCCUAUCGACCUCUGCAACCGCCUCAACACCUACAUUGUCCCCGAAGCUGCUGUCCACGCUUUCCUCACCAUCCUCUUCCUCGUAAACGGUUACUGGAUCGCCUUGAUCCUCAACUUGCCGCUCCUUGCCUGGAACGCAAAGAAGAUCUUCGAAAACCAACAUCUCCUGGAUGCGACCGAGAUUUUCAGAAAGCUCAACGUUCAUAAGAAGGAAUCUUUCAUCAAGCUCGGCUUCCACCUGGUCAUGUUCUUCUUCUACCUCUACAGCAUGAUCGUCGCCCUUAUCCGCGACGAGUCGCACUAA